AUGUUACUCUCCAAAGAUAUCACAUUACCAUGUGGUAUGAGUUUACCAAAUCGUCUUUGCAAGGGUGCAAUGGCUGAAGACAUGUCGACUACUCACGUGCCUGAUGAGUCCUUUUUGAAGGCAUACGGUACUUGGGCGGAUGGUGGUUGGGGAAUGAUAUUGACAGGAAACGUCCAAGUAUCAUCCAAAUACCUAGGAAACAACAAAGACGUAGCCAGCAGCCCCCAGCCUACAGAAUCUACUAAAGCUGUCUGGAAAUCCUGGGCAGCAACCUGUCAACGUUCCGGAACACCCACCGUAGUGCAAAUAUGUCACCCUGGCCGACAAUCUCCUCCUAUGGCCGGAAAACGCGGCUUUUUUGACAAAACCGUCGCUCCCUCCGCCGUACCUUUAAAUUUCGGAAACAGUCUCAUCGAGCGAGCCGUUGUUGCACUCAUGUUCGGCACACCACGUGAAUUAACCACGGACGAGAUUUCUGGGCCCGGUGGCAUCAUCGAUGAAUUUGUGACGGCCGCAAAACAAUCUUUCGAGGCAGGCUUUAAAGGCAUUCAGGUACAUGGCGCUCAUGGCUAUCUACUAGCACAAUUCCUCUCUCCCGAAUCCAACCACCGGAGUGACGAGUUUGGCGGCACCGCCAGAAAGAGAGCUGAAAUCGUCGUACGCAUUAUCAACGCCGUUAGAAAGCAAACCAGCAAGGAAUUCUGCAUCGGGAUCAAGAUGAAUAGCGUAGACGCCGCCUCCAACGAUUCGCUCGCGGACAGCAUGGAGCAAAUCAGAUGCAUAGUGGAAGCCGGUAUCGAUUUCAUCGAGAUCUCCGGAGGCACCUAUGAGAAUCCUCGGAUGCUAGGGGAAAGCUCGCCAGACGCUAAAGCCUCCACAUCCACAUCCACAUCUUCCCGAGAAAGUUUCUUUCUCGAAUUCGCCAAAAACGUGCGCGAACAGUUUCCCUCCGUGAUCCUCAUGGUGACAGGAGGCUUCCGCACGAGAAUCGGUAUGGAAGAGGCGUUGCAGUCGGGCGGUUGUAAUUUGAUUGGGAUCGCUAGACCGGCCGCUGUCAUCCCAAAAUUGCCAAAGGAAAUUAUUCUUAAUAAAGAUAUACCGGAUGAGGAAGCAACAAUCGCUCUUGCUCCUCUUUCGGUACCUUUCUUGGUUCGCCAUGCACCUGUAAAGCAAGUUGGCGCUGGGUUUCAAAGCAUGUAUUAUUCAUCACAGAUCCAACGGUUGGGGAAAGGCUUGUUGCCUAUUGAUAGUAGAGCAUAG
This is a messenger RNA of Sclerotinia borealis F-4128, 1260 nucleotides long. The record is from the annotation of a GenBank genome assembly. NCBI's taxonomy places the organism in Eukaryota, Fungi, Ascomycota, Leotiomycetes, Helotiales, Sclerotiniaceae.